AUGUCGAGGGAUCCGCUGAUCGUCGGGGGGAUCGUCGGCAACGUCGUCGAGUACUUCGACGCGUCGGCGCGGCUGAGGGUGUUGUACAGCAACCGCGAAAUCACUAAUGGGUCCGAGCUGAGGCCGUCGCAGGUGGCGAACCAGCCGACGGUGCACAUCACGGGGAUGCCCGGAUCACACUACACGCUCGUGAUGAUAGACCCUGAUGCACCUACCCCAAGCAACCCUUCCCAAAGGGAGUACCUCCAUCACCGGUUGGUCACAGACAUACCAGAAGGACGUGACGUGCGCCAUGGAAUUGAGGUGGUGGCGUACGAGAGGCCGCAGCCGACGGCGGGGAUCCACCGUAUAGCGUUCGUGGUGUUCCGGCAGGCGGUGCACCAGACGAUCUCGGCACCAGGGUGGCGCUCUAACUUCAUCACACGGGACUUGGCCGAGUGUUACAACCUCGGUGGUCCGGUAGCGGCAGCCUAUUUCAACUGCCAAAGGGAGGGCACCUGCGGUGGCCGUAGGUACAGGUGAAGCUAAUUUGACCCAUAGGGUGUUGUACCUACGUCGUGCAUGAUGACGUGCCAUGGCUUCAUCCAGAUGCGAUUAGACGAAAUAACAAAUUAAUAAAGCCAUGCUAGCUAGCUGAU
Messenger RNA from Lolium rigidum, 638 nucleotides. RefSeq names its product protein FLOWERING LOCUS T-like. The transcript is spliced from 4 exons. The record is from RefSeq and is a predicted model, not a curated record. Bases 1 to 522 code for a protein of 173 amino acids. NCBI's taxonomy places the organism in Eukaryota, Viridiplantae, Streptophyta, Magnoliopsida, Poales, Poaceae.